CCCUCCAGCGCCAAUGGUGCCCUCCAUCUGUCCAACCUGCGCUCAACCCAUUCCGCCAGCACAAACGCCACCACCACCACCUGAAGAAACCCUCCAGUCAACCACCACACCCGAAGCGCCUUUUCCACCCACCCCCAUCGUCACCCUCCCCAACUGCACUAUCCGGCCAUAUCACCCCCGCGACAUUCCCAGCCUCGCCCUCCAUGCCAACAACCCCAACAUCGCCAAGUGGAUGACAAACCUCUUCCCCACACCUUAUACGCUCGCCGAUUCAGAGCACUGGGUCAUGAUGAACGUGCCCAAGCCCAGUACCACCUCUCACACAGCAGAUUCGGCUGCAUCCGCAUCCACAGCAGCCGCAGAACCUCCACCUGCAUCCCCAGCCGCCGAAGCAACCUCAAUGCCCGACGUCGCCCAAUUAACCUACCCACCAAUCCUGAAAUACGUUCUUGCCCUUCCAGAGACCUCCACCGCAAUUGGCACCAUCGACAUACGACCAGGCGGUGGCAACGAGUCGCACACAGCAGAGAUAGGCUACUGGGUUGGUGAAGCCUACUGGGGGCGCGGGAUCGCGAGCGGGGCAGUGCGCGCGUUCGUGGAGUGGGCCUUCGCGGCCGUACCGGGGCUGGAGCGCAUUUUUGCGCACUUGUAUGACGAAAACGUGGGGAGUGCGACGGUCUUGAAACGGGCAGGGCUUGUGUGGGAGGGCAAGAUGAGAAGGGCGGCGAUACGGAUGGGGAGGUAUUGGGAUAUGGAGGUUUAUGGAGUGUUGAGGGAGGAGGUGAUGGGUGUGAAGGAUGGGGUAUAGGGAUUGAAAGUGGGAUGGGAUUUGCAAAGGUUGUCUUUUCCGGCUUUUGGGCCCGAGAAGAUUGUCGGACUGUUGGGUGUGAAGGGAAGAAAGUUGUCACACAGGAUGAGAGACGUAUGCAUAGAGAUUACAAGAUAGAGGAAGAAGCGUCUUCCCAGAGCCCAAUGCUCGUAAGGAAUACAAUGAUGUCGCAGCGGCAGCGCCAUCAGCGCGUGAGUGGACCA
Molecule: messenger RNA, 1032 nt
Organism: Aplosporella prunicola CBS 121167
Lineage: Eukaryota; Fungi; Ascomycota; Dothideomycetes; Botryosphaeriales; Aplosporellaceae
Exons: 1
Coding region: 14-808 (264 amino acids)
Molecular function (GO): acyltransferase activity, transferring groups other than amino-acyl groups
Source: RefSeq, a predicted model, not a curated record